AAUUCAUAAUUCAUAAAAAUAAAUCUUAAAAUUCAAACAGUUCCAGAAACUGCACAAACAUCCUCUCCUGGUGAAAAAAAGGGCAGUUACUUUUUUCCAUCUCAAAUGAUCUAGGUCUAAGUACCCAGCAUCGGAGGAUUCCGAUCACGAUGCCACCGCCGUCAACGCCUCGCGGCUCCGCUUAUCUCACCGCCCUCACUCUCGAAAUUGAGAAGAAACUUCAACGUGCUUUAGCUUCGGUAUCGCAGAGACGAAACUUGUUGCAAGAGUUGUUCGCCGACAUAGCUUUGGAAGUAGAUGAUCGCGCUAAAGAUAUGAUUUUUGGCGAGGAAGAUGCAAUUUCUUUGGCGGACGAUAGAUACGGUUGCCCAAUAUGCUUCUACAAUGUUCUUGCUGAUUAUUUUGUACGCAUGCCACAAAAUGGAAACUCAUUCCUUGAUCUUAUAGUACAACUUUGGAGUCAGCCAUUUGCAUCUAAUAUUUUUCCUCUCUUGUUCCACAAGUGGAUGUUUGAGGUUCAGCUUGACAAUCCUGAAGUAUUACUACGUUACUCAUCUGCUCUUGUCCAAGGUGUUACAAAUAUCUUCUGGAUCGACAUCCAAACAAAUUCAAGGCGCUUCUUGAGUCUCUUUCGUUAUCUGCUAGAUGAAGUUGCUUUAGAUUCUGAGAGAUUAAAGAAGAUUCCCCCUCAGGCUCAGCGAGACUUAUUUCUUCUCCUCUCAAGAUUCAUAUUCUUUUACAACUCAGCUGACAAACUUGAAAGAUUUGUGAAGCAAUUUCCCGAUUUUCCAAAUUCUUUAUUGGUUGGCGGAGCUGCUGACAUAUUUGUCAUUGAACUAUCUGAUCAGCUUCAGAAGUUGAAGGUGGAGCCAGUGCUUCUUCACUACCUUUAUCAGAUAAAAGUUCUCCAAGGACUUGAACUCAGAACGACAACUAGUACACGACUGAAAACAUGUUUAUACAGCUUCACAUCUCCAGGUGGUCCAAUGUACCCAACAAGAGCUGUGCGUCACGCAGCCUGGGGGGCUCUUGAUUUUCUUUUUCCUGUUGGGAGAUAUCCGCGGCAUAUGAUAAGUCUCUUCUUCAGAUUACUUUAUCCAUGGUAUUGGCCCUCAUCUUGUUGGAACUUUGUAAUUUCCUGUAUACAAGCUGUACUGUAUUCUAUCUUGGGAUUGAUUCUUUCUGGUUGGAAAAGAUUGAGAAAACCAAACAAUCAUAGAUUAUAGAUGCCCUUAAUAUUUUUGCUUGUUUCUUCUUAAUAUUCGAAGUUAGCUAUUUUUCCCAAUCAGUUGUCCGAUUCGUAAAGGCAUUGUAUGUUGUUGUGUGAGAUACUGUUGUAUCAAUAAAACAGUAAAAUACCUCAGUUGCUGUUUUUUUAUAUUAAAUUCAAACUUCCGA
Molecule: messenger RNA, 1398 nt
Organism: Erythranthe guttata (spotted monkey flower)
Lineage: Eukaryota; Viridiplantae; Streptophyta; Magnoliopsida; Lamiales; Phrymaceae
Source: RefSeq, a predicted model, not a curated record